This is a messenger RNA of Silurus meridionalis, 999 nucleotides long. RefSeq names its product transmembrane protein 14A (gene tmem14a). The record is from RefSeq and is a predicted model, not a curated record. Gene Ontology annotation, cellular component: mitochondrial membrane. Bases 236 to 535 code for a protein of 99 amino acids. The transcript is spliced from 5 exons. Lineage: Eukaryota; Metazoa; Chordata; Actinopteri; Siluriformes; Siluridae. Gene Ontology annotation, biological process: regulation of heme biosynthetic process.
UGUAACGUGCUAGCUUAUACACCCUAUUCAUGGCUUUAAUUGCUACCUGAUUUCCCAUGAUCCACUUUUACAUGUUUUGGAUUUGUAUCGAUGAUAAUUAUACGUCUUUAGGAGACGUUUACUUCCGCGUGACGUAAUACGUAAUACGUGCCUCGUUCCCGGAAGUGCAAGAAAACAUUAGCACCAGGGAGUCGCAACUUUCUUAGACAACAGUAACAGGAUAUAAUUGUACACUAUGGCGGUUGACUGGUUGGGGUUCGGCUAUGCAGCUGCUAUUUUAUUCGGUGGAUUUAUGGGGUAUAAGAGAAAAGGAAGCUUGAUGUCACUAAUUGCGGGAUUAUUUUUUGGUGGUAUUUCUGCAUAUGGGGCCUUUAAGAUCACACUCGACCCACAGGAUAAAUGGACUUCGCUUGUUGCUUCUGGUGCUCUGGCAGCUGUCAUGGGAAUAAGAUUCAAGAAAUCUGGAAAACUAAUGCCUGCAGGUAUUAUGGCUGGAUUAAGCCUCAUGAUGGUCGUGCGACUGCUGAUCCUCUGAACACGGCCAUGAAAUGAAGCAUAUUCAGCUACAGCUGCCCUGCCAAUAUUGUUAUAUACACAUUCCACUGCAUCAACCUCUAACUAAAGUAUAUGCACUGAUUCAAUUCUACAGUUCAUGUGAUCAUGUCAGUUAUUUUGAACACUCGGCUUGUGCAUUCCAAAUAUUUUAUAUAUAUAUAUAGAUAAAUUCAGUAAACAUUACAAAAUGCCAUAAUGAAUGCUUAAUCUAAUAAAAUAAAUAAUGAAAGUGCUCAAUUUUAACGUGGAAGCAUUUAUUUCUUGUUAUUAUUACACACAGGCCACAGUUUCACAAAAUGAAUAAAAGACGAACAUUUUAACAAAUUACUAGGUGCAUAUUAUAUUUAAAUAAUCAUGAUGCCCAAAACAUUCACUCUUCAAGUGUAAGAUGAUCAUAAUUAAAAAAAAAAAAAACAAUUUAAUGCACGAGGCUCACAUCAAAAA